Messenger RNA from Adineta steineri, 720 nucleotides. NCBI's taxonomy places the organism in Eukaryota, Metazoa, Rotifera, Eurotatoria, Adinetida, Adinetidae. The record is from the annotation of a GenBank genome assembly.
AUGGAUGCAAAUGGUAUAACAACACAAAAUGGAAUUAAUAACAAUGGAAUGUUUGCGACUAGUGCUGAUAUUCUUCUUAGUCCAAGUCGACAAGAAAGUUUAUCGGAGUCACUUUUGGAUUCAUCAGAAAUUACAGAUGAAACUGAUAUUGAAACAAUGCGACAACGUAUUAAUGAAAUGGAAGAGGAAGCUGAAAAAUUAAAACAAAUGCAAGUUGAAGUUGAAAAACAAAUGGGUGGUACCCCUGGUUCAACAGGAACAUCAUCAUUUCCGACAAUCGAGGAAAAAAUGGAAGCAGAUCAAAAAUCAGUAUACGUUGGAAAUGUUGAUUAUUCAGCGACAGCACAGGAACUCGAAAAUCAUUUUCAUGGUUGUGGAUCAAUUCAUCGUGUAACUAUUUUAUGUGACAAAUUUACUGGACAACCAAAAGGUUUUGCGUAUGUUGAAUUUUCUGAUAGAGAUUCUAUACAAACGGCUCUUGCUCUUGAUGAUUCAUUAUUUAAAGGACGACAAAUAAAAGUAACUGAAAAACGAACAAAUCGUCCUGGUGUUUCAACGACUGAUCGUCCACCUCGUGGCGCACUCCGUGGUUUUGGACGUGGUCGAAUGCCACGCGGCGGAGCUUAUAUGCCUUACAUUACUGCACCAUAUCGCGGUCGAAUUGCUCGACCUACAUUUCGUGGCCGUGGUCGUUCAAAUUAUUUCUAUUCACCUUAUUAA